GACUUGUAAAGCUUUAAACAUAAUCCAAUACAAAGAAAAAUUUCACCAUCAGUUUGUGUUUUUCUACACCUCUUUUUCCUAAUACUAUGUGCUGUUUCCAUCCAAUAUUCGGUUAUUGAGGCAGUAGAUUAUGUUUAUAUAGUUCUUAGUCCCCUGGCUAGCUCGAUCACUAGGGAUUUUUCAUCUCCAAUGGCAAAUCCAAAUCCAAAUCCAAAUCCAAACCCAGUGAAAGUAGUUGAGGUUUGCAGAGUAGCUCCACAACCGGCCUCAGCCUCUAUGUCACUUCCUCUAACCUUCUUUGAUCUACUUUGGCUGAGGUUUGAACCCUUCCAACGCCUUUUCUUUUAUGAAGCCUCUAACACAGCACUCUUCUUCAAAUCCAUACUUCCAAGGCUCAAAACCUCCCUAUCACUCACUCUUCACCACUUUUCACCUCUCGCCGGAAACCUCACCUGGCCUGAAGACUCCCCUAAGCCAAUUCUCAGCUAUGUCAAAGGCAACACCGUUUCGCUCACAAUAGCCGAGUACUACUCUAAUGAUGAUGAUGCUGGUCGUGAUCAUUUCCAUCGUCUUUCGAGCAGCGACUUCCUUGAAGCAAAAGAAUACUAUUCUCUUGUGCCCCAACUGGAUGUGUCUGACGAUCGAGCCACGGCGCUGGCACUACAAAUCACUCUCUUUCCGAAUCGGGGGUUUUCGAUUGGAACAGCCAUGCACCAUGCAGUCCUUGAUGGCAAUUCUUUAACCUUGUUUUUCAAAUUGUGGGCUCACAUAUGCAGGCAUCAUGAACAACUUGCAACCUCCUCGUCUUUGUUAGCGGAUGACCUAAAACCGUGUUACACUGAUAGAUUGGUCAUCGAGGACCCAUUGGGGCUCGAAGCAAUCUAUUCGAAGCAAUGGCUCGACAUGGGCGAGCCUAACAACCGAAGCUUAAAGGUUUGGGAAAUUAAAUCUCCACCAGGCUCGAUUAGAGCUACCUUUGAAUUCACAAAAGCAAAAAUACAAACACUUGGGCAGCAUGUGAAGACUGUAAUGAAUUCUGAUUCACUUCAUUUGUCAGCGUUUGCUCUAACAUGUGCCUAUACUUGGGUUUGCUUAGUCAAGGCAGAAGAAACCAAAUGUGAGAAAGUAUUUAUAUACCUCAGCGCCGACUACAGGUCUCGCUUAGAUCCUCCUAUAUCUGCUAAUUACUUUGGAAAUUGCACCGGGGGCUGUGCAGCAGUUGCAGAAACAAAAGGGCUACUAGGGGAAGAUGGGUUCGUUGUGGCUUUAAAGGCAAUUAGUGAAGCUAUUAUGGGUUUGAAAAAUGAGGGAGUACUUCUCGAUGGGGCUGAGAGUUGGCUUUCGAAGUUGUGUACUGUGCAAGGUAGUGAUAGGAUUUUUUCGACUGCUGGCUCGCCUCGGUUUGGGAUUUAUGAGACUGAUUUUGGAUGGGGAAGACCAAAGAGGACUGAGGUGCUUACCAUAGACAAGACAGGAUCUAUCUCUUUUUCAGAUAGCAAGAAUGGUGGUGGAGGCGUUGAGGUUGGGCUGGUUUUGGAAGAGCAUCUUAUGGGAGUUUUUGCUUCUCUAUUUGCCAAGGGUCUUAUUCAUACACCUUUGAUUAAUUAACUCUUGAAGCUAUAUUUGUGUAUUGUUAUUGUACGAUUUGUACCACUACCUGGUUUUCAGUCUCUCUGUUGGAGGUGGAUUAUUUACUCUGUUGAUGCCGAGAUUUACCGACUGUUAAGAUUAAUAAAGGAGGAAAUAAUUUGAUUAAUUGUUGGUGUUUUUCCUCCGGCUCUGCAUUGCUUCAAGGAUAUUGAUAGAGAUAUUGGCAC
Messenger RNA from Rosa rugosa (rugosa rose), 1817 nucleotides. Its product is annotated as phenolic glucoside malonyltransferase 1-like. Bases 190 to 1608 code for a protein of 472 amino acids. The record is from RefSeq and is a predicted model, not a curated record. Lineage: Eukaryota; Viridiplantae; Streptophyta; Magnoliopsida; Rosales; Rosaceae. The transcript has a single exon.